Molecule: messenger RNA, 2477 nt
Organism: Tauraco erythrolophus (red-crested turaco)
Lineage: Eukaryota; Metazoa; Chordata; Aves; Musophagiformes; Musophagidae
Source: RefSeq, a predicted model, not a curated record
CCCCAGGGCACCUUCUCGCUCAUCAUUGAAGCUCUGCAUACAGACUCGCCUGACGACCUCACCACAGAAAACCCCGAGCGCCUCAUCAGCCGCCUGGCCACCCAGAGGCACUUGGCAGUGGGUGAAGAGUGGUCCCAGGACCAGCACAGCAGCGGCCGCACUGACCUCAAGUACUCCUAUCGCUUCGUGUGUGAUGAGCACUACUACGGAGAAGGCUGCUCUGUCUUCUGCCGCCCCCGGGAUGAUGCCUUCGGUCACUUCACUUGCGGAGAGCGUGGCGAGAAAGUGUGCAACCCAGGCUGGAAAGGCCAGUACUGCACUGAGCCAAUUUGUUUGCCUGGAUGCGAUGAGCAACACGGCUUUUGCGACAAACCUGGGGAAUGCAAAUGCAGAGUGGGUUGGCAAGGGCGAUAUUGUGACGAGUGCAUCCGAUACCCAGGCUGCCUUCAUGGUACCUGUCAGCAGCCGUGGCAGUGCAACUGCCAGGAAGGCUGGGGUGGCCUUUUCUGCAACCAGGACCUGAACUACUGCACCCACCACAAGCCCUGCGAGAAUGGUGCCACGUGCUCCAACACUGGUCAGGGGAGCUACACUUGUUCUUGCCGACCUGGGUACACAGGUUCCAACUGUGAGAUUGAAAUCAAUGAAUGUGACGCCAACCCUUGCAAGAACGGUGGAAGCUGCACAGAUCUUGAGAACAGUUACUCCUGUACCUGCCCCCCGGGCUUCUAUGGUAAAAACUGUGAGCUGAGCGCAAUGACUUGUGCUGAUGGACCAUGCUUCAAUGGUGGGCGAUGCACAGACAACCCUGAUGGGGGAUACAGCUGCCGCUGCCCACUGGGUUAUUCUGGGUUCAACUGUGAAAAGAAGAUCGAUUACUGCAGUUCCAGCCCUUGUGCUAAUGGAGCCCAGUGCGUCGAUCUGGGCAACUCCUACAUAUGCCAGUGCCAGGCUGGCUUCACUGGGAGACACUGUGAUGAUAAUGUGGACGACUGCGCCUCCUUUCCCUGUGUCAACGGAGGGACCUGCCAAGAUGGUGUCAAUGACUAUUCCUGCACCUGUCCCCCGGGAUACAACGGGAAGAACUGCAGCACCCCGGUGAGCAGAUGCGAACACAACCCCUGCCACAACGGGGCCACCUGCCACGAAAGAAACAACCGCUAUGUCGGGUGCGGGGGCCUCACCUGCCAAUUUUUGCUCCCCGAGCCGCCUCAGGGACCAGUCAUCGUCGACUUCACCGAGAAGUACACGGAAGGCCAGAAUGCCCAGUUCCCCUGGAUCGCUGUCUGCGCUGGGAUUAUUCUGGUCCUCAUGCUGCUGCUGGGGUGUGCUGCUGUGGUCGUCUGCGUCAGGCUCAGAGUGCAGAAGAGGCACCACCAUCCUGAUGCCUGCAGGAGCGAGACCGAGACCAUGAACAACCUGGCGAACUGCCAGCGCGAGAAGGACAUUUCCAUAAGUGUCAUUGGUGCCACUCAGAUUAAAAACACGAAUAAGAAAGUGGACUUUCACAGCGAUAACUCGGACAAAAAUGGCUACAAAGUCAGAUACCCAUCAGUGGAUUACAAUUUGGUGCAUGAACUCAAGAAUGAGGACUCUGUUAAAGAGGAGCACAGCAAAUGUGAAGCCAAGUGUGAAACGUAUGAUUCAGAGGCAGAGGAGAAAAGUGCAGUACAACUAAAGAGCGAUACUUCUGAAAGAAAACGACCAGAUUCAGUAUAUUCCACUUCAAAAGACACAAAGUACCAGUCGGUGUAUGUCAUAUCAGAAGAGAAAGACGAGUGCAUCAUAGCAACUGAGGUGUAAACCAGAGGCGAUAUGGCAAGGUGGUUGUUCAGAACAAUUUCAGAGGAGACGUGCCCCGAUGAAUGCUGCUGAAAGAGGAAUGGGAGAUAGAUUCCUUCACUGACUGCUGCUGAGAAACUAAAUUCAGGCUUGAGCUGGUUCUCUACUGAAGUUAGCAAAGUGACUGCAAAAUAAAGAAACAAGAUGGACACCAGGCAAGGGUCUGUGUUCAAGGAUUACUGUUGCACUGCCUUUUAUGAAUUUUAUCAUUGCACUAUGGUCAGUUGCUUUUCUAUAUAUAUUUAAAUGAAUGGACUUAAUUACUACAUAAGAAGCAUGCACUGCCUGAAGUGUAUAUUUUGGAUUCUUAUGAGCCAGUCUUUUCUUGAAUUAGAGACACAAACACUGCCUUUAUUGUCUUUUUUGAUACUAAAAUGUGUUUUUACUAGGUGAGAAAAAGUGUGUUAUUUUUUUGAAUCUGUAAAAAUAUUUUCAUGAUAAUUGUAAAGCUUGAGUAUUUUGUGAUGUUCAUUUUUUUUAUAAUUUAAAUUUUUUGGUAAAUAUGUACAAAGGCACUUCGGGUCUAUGUGACUAUAUUUUUUUGUAUAUAAAUGUAUUUAUGGAAUAUUGUGCAAAUGUUAUUUGAGGUUUUUUUACUGUUUUGUUAAUGAAGAAAUUCAUUUUUAAAAUAUUUU